This is a messenger RNA of Prorocentrum cordatum, 972 nucleotides long. The record is from the annotation of a GenBank genome assembly. Lineage: Eukaryota; Dinophyceae; Prorocentrales; Prorocentraceae.
AUGGUCGAAGGUGCUGACGAGAAUGCAGAGGCUAUGCUGAAGUAUCACCACGAGCUGCUUUGGGGGAGCAUUCCGAAAGUUAUGAUGCGCGGGUUCCCCCCGGUCGAUCAUAGUCUUGUGGAGACGGCUACCCGUGUGGGAGAUCUCCAGCUGGUGCGCAAUUUGAACCCAAGGAACAGCAACGUGUUCCUGGCGCGUCGCAGUGCGACCGAGAAAGUCGCCCUCAAAGUCUAUGACAAGUCAAACUAUGUAACUGCCGGGGACGUGGAGAACAUUUAUCGCGAGCUGAAUUUCCUGAGGGACGUUCUCCGACACCCGCACAUCGUCCAGUGCACUUCCGUGCUCCAUAGCUUCUCGCGGGUCUACUUGGCCCUCGAAGUCGGGGGCACGAAGAAUCUGAGCCAGCACCUCAUGAACCAGCCAGGGUACCGCACCGACUCGCAGGAAGCUGUGGACUGCACCGCGCAGAUAGCAGAAGCGCUGGCCUUCUGCCAUUCGCGUGACAUCGUGCACAGGCAAGUGUCUCUGGAUCACAUCAUGGUAGAUGACCAGUCGGAACCGCCCUUCUGCCGCUUGGUGGACUUCUUCGCGGCGACGUGCUGCGUGGGGUCGACGCCGUCGACCACGGCGUGCGGGGAGCUGCCGUGCAUCGCCCCGGAGAUGGCGCUGGAUGCGUCGUACGCCGCCAAGCCGGCGGAUUGCUGGAUCCUCGGGGUGGUGCUUCUCGAGGCCGCUGGGAGCCUGGGCUCGAUGAGGCUGGCGGUCGGCUGGCUGGAGGACACGGAGCUGGAGCCCGCCGCCGCCAGGAUCCGGAGCUUCUUCUCCUACGAGGGCAGCUGCGCCCGUGCGCUGGCGGCCAUGGGCGGCGUGCGCAGCCCUGCGGUGCUGGCCAGGCUCUCUGGGCUCCUCGAGCCGGAGCCCACGGCGCGUGCCAGCGCGGGCGCCAUCUGCGGCUCUUCUGAGGCCCCCUGA